This is a messenger RNA of Piliocolobus tephrosceles (Ugandan red Colobus), 795 nucleotides long. It is a transcript of the gene CEMP1, whose product is annotated as cementum protein 1. Lineage: Eukaryota; Metazoa; Chordata; Mammalia; Primates; Cercopithecidae. The record is from RefSeq and is a predicted model, not a curated record.
AUGGACCAACCAUCUCGGCCAGUCCCUCCCCGACCCUCCACCCAGGGAGGCCAGCUCUGGGUUUUGAGGACGGGCACAUCAAGCACUGACAGCCAGCAAGCUGGGCACAGGCGCUGUUCAGCCUGUAAGGCAUUGGCUGAGAACCUCACCUGCCUCUCUCUGCCUGUGAGCCCCGGCACAGCUCUCCCAGGUCCAGCACAGGCAGGCGCUGGGCAGCCACUUCGUGAGGGGUGCGUGGCUGUCAGGGCAGAGGUGGGUAUCCCUGCACCCCACCUCUCGGUCAGGAUCCACAACCGUCGCCUGCUUUCCUGGGCUGCCCCUGGGGCUUGUGGGCUGAGAUCAACCCCUUGUGCCUUGCCCCAGGCCCUCCCUCAGGCAAGGUCCUGUGGCAGGUGGUUCUUCCCUGGCUGUUCCCUUCCAACAGGCGGGGCCCAGACCAUCCUAUUGCUUUGGACCUGGAGACAUUUCCUUAACUGGGCUUUGCAGCAGAGGGAAGAGAACAGUGGCAGAGCCAGGCACAUACCUCCUGUACCCAGGACAGCACCUGUAAGCAAGGAGGAAGGGGGCCACCCGCCCCAGAACCCAAAUGGAGAGAAAGUCAAGACAACCACCCCUGACCUAGGGCUGCACCAAUCCCUGAUGUCUGACCCCACUGUGGCUAUCCUCAGAGCCAGGAGGGCUCCAGAAGCCCCCCCGCCUCAAAGCUGUUCAGGGAGUCUCACGGCUGUUUGCAACAUGGGUGUGUGCCAAGGCCAAGGGGACACAGAAGAGGGCACGAUGACACUAAUGGGGUGA